Messenger RNA from Cebus imitator (Panamanian white-faced capuchin), 3333 nucleotides. It is a transcript of the gene ZNF546, whose product is annotated as zinc finger protein 546. Gene Ontology annotation, molecular function: DNA-binding transcription repressor activity, RNA polymerase II-specific; RNA polymerase II cis-regulatory region sequence-specific DNA binding. Bases 822 to 2966 code for a protein of 714 amino acids. Gene Ontology annotation, biological process: negative regulation of transcription by RNA polymerase II. The record is from RefSeq and is a predicted model, not a curated record. The transcript is spliced from 3 exons. Lineage: Eukaryota; Metazoa; Chordata; Mammalia; Primates; Cebidae.
UAUCUGCUGAAAUAGUUUACAACCUGUUUUCUGGAGUAUCUACCUUCUCCACUGUCAAAUUUUAGAACUCUGUUUUAAGAGGCCAACUGACUCCCCCUAUUUCUAAAGACAUAGUUUGAGCAGUGUUGGGGUGGAAAUGGGUACCUGUGUUAAGCAACUUCAUCUUUCCAUCCCUCAGUGGCAUUCACUCCUCCCUCUGACUCUUCCUGUUAUUGCUUGCUUUUCUAAAUGAUUUCCAGGUUUGAUUUGUGUGACAUUUUUAGAGAGACCAGAUUUCAUAUAAUGCGUAAACUCAUAAUUCCUAUAGUUGCUCUGUGUUAAUAUCUGGCUCUCCUACAAGACAAUAGCUAGUCUCAGAAUUCUCUUUUUUUUGUUUGUUUGUUUGUUUUUUUUUUAGCUAUCAAAAGAAGCUCCAUGGAUUAUACAAUGGUGGAUUGAGUUAACAAUAGUUAUGUAAAAUUCAAGCCAACACACCCCAUCCUAGAGGAGACAUACUCCCCUUAACCUGCUGUGUGGUUGAAAGUUAAAGGCUGUGAAUUUGCAUUUUCUGUUCAAGAAAUAUCUGAGGAAGAACCUGGAAAUGUUUUAGGAAACUUAGUAUAUUUCUCCUAGGAAAAUAGUAACAACAAAAUAAUACUAUAUACUAGGCAUGUUUUUAUGCCUUUGCAUAUAUUAAUUCAUUUAAUUCUCACAACAGCCUAUGAAGUCGGUAAUAUCAGCCCCAUUUUGCAUUUGAUCAAAGUGAACACACGGAGGGAUAUACCAUUCCUAAGCCAGAUGUGAUUGCUUUAUUGGAGCAAGAGAAAGAGCCCUGGAUAGUAAUGAAGGAAGGAACAAGGAGUUGGUACACAGAUUUGGAGUACAAGUAUAUCACCAAGAAUUUACUUCCAGAAAAGAAUGUUUGCAAAAUAUAUUUAUCUCAAUUGCAGACAGGGGAAAAAAGUAAAAACACCAUCCAUGAGGAUACCAUGAGAAAUGGCUUGCAGAACAAACAUGAAUUUGAGAGACAAGAGGGACAUCAGAUAGAAUGCGUUAGUCAAAUGAUAAUCCAAAAACAAAUAUCUCAUCCUCUGUAUCUGAAAAUUCAUGCUAGAGAGAAACCAUAUGAAUGUAAGGAAUGUAGGAAGGCCUUUAGACAACAGUCAUACCUUAUUCAACAUCUGAGAAUUCACACUGGUGAGAGACCCUAUAAAUGUAUGGAAUGUGGAAAGGCAUUUUGUCGAGUGGGAGACCUUAGAGUACAUCAGACAAUCCAUGCUGGGGAGAGACCCUAUGAAUGUAAAGAAUGUGGAAAGGCCUUUAGACUUCAUUACCACCUUACUGAACAUCAGAGAAUACAUUCUGGUUUGAAACCCUAUGAGUGUAAGGAAUGUGGAAAGGCCUUUAGUCGGGUUAGAGAUCUCAGAGUACAUCAGACAAUUCAUGCCGGGGAGAGACCUUAUGAAUGUAAAGAAUGUGGGAAGGCCUUUAGACUUCAUUAUCAGCUAACUGAACAUCAAAGAAUUCACACUGGUGAGAGGCCUUAUGAAUGUAAGGUUUGUGGCAAGACCUUUAGGGUACAACGACAUAUUAGUCAACAUCAGAAAAUUCAUACAGGUGUCAAACCCUAUAAAUGUAAUGAAUGUGGGAAAGCCUUUAGUCAUGGCUCAUACCUUGUUCAACAUCAGAAAAUUCAUACUGGUAAUAAACCCUAUGAAUGUAAAGAAUGUGGUAAGUCCUUUAGUUUUCAUGCAGAACUUGCUCGACAUCAUAGAAUUCAUACUGGUGAGAAACCCUAUGAAUGUAAAGAAUGUGGAAAAGCCUUUCGUCUUCAAACAGAACUUACUCGGCAUCAUAGAACUCAUACUGGUGAAAAACCCUAUGAAUGUAAGGAAUGUGGGAAGGCCUUUAUUUGUGGCUAUCAACUUACUUUACAUCUGAGAACUCACACAGGUGAGAUUCCUUAUGAAUGUAAGGAAUGUAGGAAAACCUUCAGUAGUCGCUAUCAUCUUACUCAACACUACAGAAUUCAUACUGGUGAGAAACCCUACAUAUGUAAUGAAUGUGGAAAAGCCUUUCGUCUUCAGGCGGAACUUACCCGACAUCACAGAAUUCAUACAUGUGAGAAACCCUAUAAAUGUAAGGAAUGUGGGAAGGCUUUUAUUCGUAGCAAUCAAUUUAUUUCACACCAGCAAAUUCACACCAGCGAGAGCACCUAUGCAUGUACAGAAUGUGGGAAGACUUUUGGUCGUCGCUAUAAUCUUACUCAACAUUAUAAAAUUCAUACUGGUGAGAAACCCUAUAUAUGUAAUGAAUGUGGGAAAGCCUUUCGAUUUCAAACAGAACUUACUCAGCAUCACAGAAUUCAUACUGGUGAAAAACCCUAUAAAUGUAUGGAAUGUGGGAAGGCCUUUAUUCGUAGCACUCAUCUCACGCAACAUCACAGAAUUCAUACUGGCGAGAAACCCUACAAAUGUAAGGAAUGUGGGAAGAUGUUUAGUCGUCACUAUCAUCUUACUCAACAUCACAGAGGCCAUACUGGUGAGAAGCCCUACAUAUGUAAUGAAUGUGGGAAUGCUUUUAUUUGCAGUUAUCGACUUGUAUUACAUCAAAGAAUUCACACUGGUGAGAUACCAUAUGAAUGUAAGGAAUGUGGAAAGACCUUUAGUCGCCGGUAUCAUCUUACUCAACAUUUUAGACUUCAUACUGGUGAGAAACCAUACAGCUGUAAAGAAUGUGGGAAUGCCUUUCGUCUUCAAGCAGAACUUACUCGGCAUCACAUAGUUCACACGGGUGAGAAACCCUAUAAAUGUAAAGAAUGUGGGAAGGCCUUCAGUGUUAAUUCUGAACUUACUCGACAUCACAGAAUUCAUACUGGUGAAAAACCCUAUAAAUGUAAAGAGUGUGGAAAAGCUUUUAUUCGUAGUGAUCAACUUACUUUACAUCAGAGAAAUCAUAUUAGUGAGGAAGCCCUAUGUGUAAUGUAAAGACAAUAUGAUGGCCUUUAGAAAAUGCCCCUUACAACAGCAGAGAAUUUAUAAGAAAUUUUCUGUUUGCUAGGGAACAUGUGGGAAUCCGUUUUAUUUCAUGCUCACAAUUUAUCAGAAAUGGUUUAAUAUGUUGAUUUAAAGAUUUGAAAAGCUAUAGCAUCACUCAGUCCCUGUUGGACUUUAGAAGAUUGUUACUGAUGCACUGCAUCCCAAACCAUCAAGAACUUUUUCCCCUGCAAACUGUUCUUGAACAGUGCUUCUCUAAAAUGCAAUAAUAAUGGGCCAGGUGAAGUGGCUCACACCUGUAAUCCCAGCACUUUGGAAGGACAGGAGUUUGAAACCAGCCUGGGCAACAUAGUGAGAC